UCGUCGCCCCCCUCCACCUCCGCCUCCGCCUCUAGCUCAUCCCCUCCGGUCUCCCCCAGCUUGGCGUAGACAGGCAGACAGAUACAGCGGCGCUGUUACCGAGAGAGACAGAUCGCGCUGCCCAAGAAAAGAAGCCGCGCGAGCUUCCUUCCCUCUCUCUCAUCAUCCCUCCUCUUCCCUCGACGGAUCGAUCGCCGGUUGCAGCACUAAUGUCUCGCGGUUCCAUUGGAUUGGACCUGGAACCGCGAGAUCAAGAAAACGCCUAGCAUUAAAUUCCAAGACUAAAAAAAGAAACCAACAUUGAUUGACUGCAAUCUUCAAGAAAGGGGAGAGCUUUGGUUUGAUCGGCGGCGGCCGAUCUUGGCUCGGAUGGCGCCGCCGCCGCCGCCGACGUCGCCGCCGUCGCUGGACUACUGGCGAGGCUUCUUCAGCGGCGCGCGGGCGAGCAUCUUCGACGCCAUCGACGCCGCCAUCCGGGUCGCCGCCGCCGACCAACCCGACGCCCUCCGCGCGCGCCGCGACGCCAUCGCCGAGCGUCUCUACACCGCGCUUAUCGCCCUUCCGCUGCCGGAGGCGCCGUGGCUCCCUACCACGGGCCAACCGGCGCCCAGCCUCUGCAGCUCCGACCGCGCUGAGGUCGUCAACGACGACGGCGGCGCUGCGCCGCGGAACAACAGCGAUGACGCUGUCAUCGCCGAGGCGUUCCGCGUCAAGGCCGCGCUCUCCAAUGCCCAAGAAAAGUCGGAGGCCGAGUUGCUCGAGCUGCUUCAGAGGCUGCACCAACUUGAAUUCACGGUGGAGGUCAUCAUGGCUACUGAGAUUGGAAAGGCGGUGAAACCCCUGAGAAAGCAUGCCUCAAAGCAGAUUCGGCAACUCGUCCGAUCGCUCAUUGAGGGUUGGAAGGCUAUGGUUAAUGAGUGGGUUAAUGAUGGAGGUCCCGUUGUAGAUCACACGCCACAAUCAGUGGAUGCUUCUUGCCUGGAUCAGGAAGAAGGGGGUCUGCCUUCCCCUCCAAUGGACGAGGCUGCCCUGUUCGCGACACCGUGCACUUCGAUCCAGCUAUCUGAGUUCUUCGAUGAAAUGGAUGAUGAUGGAAACAUUAGAAGUGACGCCAAGGAGCACAGGCAGUGCAAUAAGCCAAACCAAGAGUCAAUCAAGAAGAAGUCACCUAUGGGCCAAUGGUAUGACCCAGAGCAGAAUUGGAGGCUAGACCCAUCUUCUAUGAAGCAAUCGCGACCGAAUGAGCCAUUCAACUGGCAAACAAGGCAACAAUCUAAUCCAGGAGCACAAGGGAAGCCAUCAAGUGCAGCAUUUGGUCCUGGAAGACCUCAGAUGAUGCAUUUGGAGACAAAAGGCUCCGAAAUGAGACCAAAGCAGCAGGAGCAAGAUGUCUCAGUGGCCCAAAGAAGGCCGAAACCAACUAUGCCUAAGCAGCCAUCACCUAAGCACGAUGAAAAUUCUGUUCGAGCAAAGCUAGAGCUUGCAAAGGAAGCCAAGCUCGAAGCUACAAAGCGCAAGCUUCAAGAGGGUUACCAAGAAUUCAACAAUGCGAAGAAGCAGAGGACGGUACAGAUGGUGGAUCCACAAGACCUGCCGAAGCAAGGGAACCCAAACCCAGCGCUCAACGGCAAGGCGAGGAACAAUAACAACAACAACAUCCGGAAUCGGCUGGGCAUCCGUCGCUGAUCAAAUCCAUCCGUCGUGCUCUUCACUAAUCCAUCAACCCAUCCCUUGCCAGAAAGAUAAACCCUUGCCCUUGCCAUCGCCGGUUGCUGCUUGGAAGCCUGGAUGCAUCAGUCAAAAGUGUUUUUCUUUUGGUCCAGUACUAUAUACAUGCAUAACAACGGUAAGGCUUCAAUGUUGAAGGCGGGAACAGAGUCGCCAGGGAUGUACAUGUGUGCUACUGGCCUACUGCUGCAGCCCUAACAUGUUGGGUUAUAGUAACUCUUAAGUGGCUGGUCUGCCAAACUUGUAGAGAUAAACGUUACAUUACAUAGUUAUACUAUUCGUAGAAAACUUAUAGCAACUGUUGUGACUCCUGGGACCUGCUAAUACACCGCAUUGUGCCUCC
Molecule: messenger RNA, 2071 nt
Organism: Panicum hallii
Lineage: Eukaryota; Viridiplantae; Streptophyta; Magnoliopsida; Poales; Poaceae
Product: probable mediator of RNA polymerase II transcription subunit 26b
Exons: 9
Coding region: 370-1686 (438 amino acids)
Cellular component (GO): nucleus
Source: RefSeq, a predicted model, not a curated record